AUGGUAGUCAAGAGGCAAAAGAAAGCGAGGAAACCCAUUAUUCUCAAUGCCUUUGAUAUGGGCACUGUUGGGUUACAGUCUCCGGGACUCUGGAAGCACCCGCAAGACAAGUCUAGGGACUACAAUACAAUUGAGUACUGGACCAACUUGGCUCAGCUUUUGGAAAGAGGCAAGUUCAACGCUUUGUUCAUUGCCGAUGUUUUGGGGCCAUACGAUGUUUAUAAUGGCCCUAGGAACCUAACUGCAGCUGCAAAAGCAGCAGCUCAAUGGCCCAUAAACGAACCCUCGGCGGUAAUCUCUGCCAUGGCAGCUGUUACUAGAAACUUGUCGUUUGCCGUAACUGCUAGCACCAUAAGUGAGGCCCCCUACCAUUUUGCCAGAAGAUUGGCCACUUUGGACCAUUUAUCGAAAGGCAGAAUAGGCUGGAAUAUCGUGUCGUCUUAUUUGGACUCGGCCAGUAGAAAUUUACUAAAUGGCGAGCCAUUGCCUCCUCACGACGAACGAUAUGAGAAAGCCGAGGAGUAUUUGGAAGUUGUUUACCAAUUGUUUUUAUCUUCAUGGGCCGAUGACGCAGUCAAGGUGGAUAGGAAAAAGGGUAUUUUUGCCGAUCCCGAAAGGAUCAGGGAAAUCAACUACGAAGGCGAGCAUUUCAAAGUCCCCGGCCCUUUCAUCUGCGAACCUAAUCCAUAUCAAAGAUUGCCCGUCAUUUUGCAAGCAGGGGCAAGCUCCAAAGGUAUGGAAUAUGCAGCAAAGAACGCGGAAGCCGUCUUCAUCAACGGAAUGACUCCAGAGGGCUUGAAAACCAAAAUCGACAAGUUAAACUCUUUGAUCGAGAAACACGGAAGAAAUCCAAAAGAUGUGAAAAAGGUGCAGUUGUUGACGGUGAUAGUGGCGCCCACGCACGAAGAAGCAAUUGAAAAAUUCCACGAUUACAAACAGUACGGGGACUUGGAAGGGGCCCAAGCGUUAUUCGGCGGCUGGACCGGUGUAAACCUUGGCGAGUACGAUUGGGAGCAGGAACUCACCGAGGUUGAAAGCAACGCUGUGCGGAGCAUGGCGGAAAUGUGGACCAAGCCCUUCCCUGGUGAUCCGCCCAAUUUGAAAAAAACGAGAAGAUAUAUCGCCGACAAGGUUUCACUAGGCGGUAGUGGUGUUUUGUUUAUUGGAUCGCCUGCAGAAGUCGCCGACGAGAUUGAAAACUGGGUGGAUGUAUCUGGAGUCGACGGCUUCAACUUGACUUACGCCAUCACCCCUGGAAGCUUUGAAGAUGUGGUUGAUUUGUUGAUUCCAGAAUUGCAGAGAAGAGGAUUGGUCUGGGACGAUUACCCAAAGGAAGGAUUGACUUUUAGAGAGAAUUUGUACGGGACAGAUGGAGACGAUCCAACGUAUUUGAAGCCCGACCACCCAGCGUAUGACCUUAGGUGGCGUGAGGGGCAAAGCAAGGAAGAGUUUGAGGAAAAGUUUCAAAAAGCGUGGAAGGAAAACUUUGGUAAAUAG
Messenger RNA from Lodderomyces beijingensis, 1497 nucleotides. The record is from the annotation of a GenBank genome assembly. NCBI's taxonomy places the organism in Eukaryota, Fungi, Ascomycota, Pichiomycetes, Serinales, Debaryomycetaceae.